Hevea brasiliensis (rubber tree) is the source of this 1631-nucleotide messenger RNA. Its product is annotated as serine carboxypeptidase 1. Gene Ontology annotation, biological process: proteolysis; secondary metabolic process. Gene Ontology annotation, molecular function: acyltransferase activity, transferring groups other than amino-acyl groups; serine-type carboxypeptidase activity. The record is from RefSeq and is a predicted model, not a curated record. NCBI's taxonomy places the organism in Eukaryota, Viridiplantae, Streptophyta, Magnoliopsida, Malpighiales, Euphorbiaceae. Bases 71 to 1558 code for a protein of 495 amino acids. The transcript has 14 exons.
UCUCUCUCUCUCUCUCUCUCUCUCUCUCAUUCUAGCUUAUAAAUUUUGUUUACAUAAGACCUCUAGGCUUAUGAUCAACAUGGACAAGACCAUGGAUACGCUUUACUUCUUUUGGGGGAUGUUACUGUUCAUGCUUUUGAGUCUUGGCUCUAUCAAAGCAGCUCAAGAAGGGGCUCUCAUCACCUAUCUACCUGGUUUCAUUGGCAAUUUCCCAUCAAAACACUACUCAGGGUAUGUGAGUGUAGGUGAGAAAAAUCUUUUCUAUUACUUGGUUGUUUCUGAGAGAAAUCCAUCCAAAGAUCCUGUCGUCUUGUGGCUAAAUGGUGGACCAGGCUGCUCAAGCUUUGAUGGCUUCGUUUAUGAACAUGGGCCAUUCAAUUUUGAAGCAAGGAAGCCGAAAGGAAGUCUGCCCAUAUUGCAUCUCAAUCCAUAUAGCUGGUCCAAGGUUUCAACCAUUAUUUAUUUGGAUUCUCCUGCUGGUGUUGGCUUUUCAUACUCCAAAAAUGAAACUGAAUAUGUAACUGGUGACCUAAAAACUGCCGCAGAUACACAUUCUUUUCUUCUUAAGUGGUUUGGGUUAUAUCCGGAGUUCCUCAGCAAUCCAUUUUACGUUGCUGGAGAGUCUUAUGCUGGCGUUUACGUCCCUACUCUUACUUCUGAAAUACUGAAAGGAAUCAAAGCUGGUGCAAAGCCAACUAUCAAUUUGAAGGGUUACGUCGUGGGGAAUGGGGUCACAGAUGGAAAUUUUGAUGGGGGCAAUGCUCUUCUCCCUUUUGCACAUGGAAUGGGCCUCAUCUCAGAUGAUAUUUAUCAAGAAGCUCGAGCUGCUUGUAAAGGAAAUUAUGAUGAACCAGGCAUUAUUUGCUCUAAAAUCCUUGAUAAAGUUGACAAGGCACUGGAAGGGCUAAACGUUUAUGACAUCCUGGAGCCAUGCUACCAUGACCCAGAAUCAAAACUAAACACAAGCUUACCAAGCAGCUUCCAGCAAUUAGGGAAGACCAAUAACAAGAAUAUUCCGGUGAGAAAGAGAAUUUUCGGACGUGCUUGGCCAUUAUGGGCACCAGUAAAAGACGGCAUUGUACCAUCCUGGCCUGAACUAGCAGUGCAAGGCAGUGUUGGAUGCAUGAAUGAUGAGAUUGCAUCGACAUGGCUAAAUGAUAAAUCGGUUAGGACAGCAAUUCAUGCACAACCGGAAUCCAUAGUGGGAGCUUGGGUGCUAUGCACUCACAGGUUAUUAUAUCGUCAUGAUGCCGGAAGUAUGAUCCCUUACCACAAAACCCUAACAAGACAGGGCUAUCGGGCUCUUAUUUUCAGUGGAGAUCAUGAUAUGUGUGUGCCAUUCACCGGAAGCCAAGCAUGGACAAAAUCACUUGGAUAUAAGAUCAUAGAUGAAUGGAGAUCUUGGAUGUCUAAUGAUCAAAUUGCUGGGUACUUACAAGGGUAUGAGAAUAAUCUUACCUUCCUCACCAUUAAGGGUGCUGGGCAUACGGUCCCUGAAUACAAGCCUCAAGAAGCUUUGGAUUUCUUUUCUCGUUGGUUAAAUGGAAAACCAAUAUGACCUGAGUGACCUACUGCUUGAUUUUUUCUUCUCAGAAUAAUUCAUUCUUAUUAAUGAAAAUUCCAUUUAGUUA